Molecule: messenger RNA, 2630 nt
Organism: Cadophora gregata
Lineage: Eukaryota; Fungi; Ascomycota; Leotiomycetes; Helotiales; Ploettnerulaceae
Exons: 7
Coding region: 310-1974 (554 amino acids)
Molecular function (GO): heme binding; monooxygenase activity; iron ion binding
Source: RefSeq, a predicted model, not a curated record
UUUCAUUUCAAGUCGAUGGAUGCCUGACCAGCAUAUGAAUCAGAAUUUGCUUCAAAAAUCGACCUUUGUGCAGUUCCGGGCCUUUGGUCCAGGCACGAUGGCACGGCAAGGCUCCGCGCCAGGCAUUGAUGGGAGCUUCUUCGUAAUCCCUGAAUCAUUUUCUGCGAUAUCAUCUCGUGCUUGAGAUAUACUUACUAGUGGGAUCAUUUGAUAUAGGCCGCAAUCGCCACCAGCACAGCAACGUUUAUAAUUUCGAGCAUUAGGUCGGAGCUCCCCUUUUGACAGCACAGAUAAUAGAAGCGAGCAGUCAUGGGGAUAGUAUCUUUAUUGCCUCGUACGGGAGUGACUGUUGUUGAUAGUGUACUUUUUGUAGGCUUCGUUCUUGCCGCGGUACUGGGUGGGACAUCGGCGUUCACCCAUUGUCGAUACUGGCUUCAAUCUCGAGGAAAUGCCGGUCGGUUUGAAGGACGAGAGCCAUUGACUCUGCCAUACUCAAUUCCAUGGCUCGGAGGGUUCUCUAGGAUGUUGGAUCCACAUGGCAUGUAUUCAUACGCUAGGAACAUGUCACCUCAAAACAGACCAGUCUGUCUCCGUGUUGGGCCCGUUGGUAUCUACAUUCUGUUCGGAGAUAAGAAUAUCAGAAUGAUUUUUAGGAACUCCAAAGUCUUGAGCAAAGAUGCCUCAUCACAAAUGCUGUUCCGAAACUCAGGCAUGGAUCCUCACGACUUGGAAAUAAUGGCCUACGACACAUCUGGGACUGGAAUGGUUCCACUCACAAAUAUCCCCGAGGAGAAGAGAAUCUGGAAGAUGUCACAUGCCACAGGCGUUGCCCAUCUUGCUAGCGGCCCUUCUGUGACUAUCCUCACCAACAAAUUCACAGAAUGCUUCAUUAAAGAGCUGAACAAGGACCCGAAAGACAAGAAUAUGACAGUUCCUUUGUACGACUACUUUAGAGGAGCUAUGGCAACUGGUUCCAUGACAUCAAUCAUAGGUCCAGAGAUGUACAAACUCAACCCCGAUUUCAACAAAAUUUACUGGGACUACGACAAUGCUUUCCUUCUGAUGGCGAUUGGCAUUCCCAAAUAUCUGUACUGGAAAGGACAUGCAGCGAGAAAUCGCAUGCUAGCUGCUACCAAACUAUGGCUCAAGUCAGCUUGGAGAAACGUGGAUGAGAAGUCGGCAGAUAAUGACUGGGAACCACACUUCGGAUCACGUUUCAUACGACAGCUUGCUGAGAACAUGGCUUCUGUCGGUGUAAGUCAAGACGGACAAGCCUCGGCAUUCCUGCCAAUGAUUUGGGCCAUCAAUUCGAAUGCCAUUCCUUGUGCUGUGUGGGUGAUUUUUGAAAGCUUGCAACGACCAGGCCUGAUCGAUCGCUUGAGAGAGGAAGUUUCGGCUUCUGCAAUCAUCGACGACAAUGGCGAGUUGACAAUUGAUGUUCCCAAGCUGAUCAACCAGAGCCCACUGCUUACUUCCAUAUAUCUGGAAUGCCUGCGGGUUCGGAGCUCAAACACAAUCACUCGGAAACUUAUCGAAGAUCUCGAGUGUGAUGGAUAUGUGCUCAAGAAAGGAAAUCACAUCAUGUCACCCUCAUGGCUUCCCAGUCACGGCCCGCUCUGGGAUGUUGAGGGCCACCCCGCGAAUCAAUUUUGGCCUGAAAGAUUCAUUGAGAUGCCGAAGAUGAGACCAUCUGAUCCUGAGGAAAAAGCACAGUUUGAUCUUGCCAUGAAACCAGAUAACUUCUUUCCGUAUGGAGGGGGAGGCAUGAUAUGUACUGGACGAUUCUUCGCCAAGCAGGAAAUCAUGGCCGCGGUCGCUCUCUUCGUUCUCAAAUAUGACAUAGAGCCACUCAAUUGGGUCACCCUAAGCGGAAAAUCUUCAGAUAGGCCAGCGAAGCCGGACGAGAACUAUGCCGGUGCAGGGCUUCUGCCACCUGAUCGAGAUCUGAUGGUAAAUUUGAGGAGAAAAAAGUAGAAAUCAAACAAUUCUAUGUCUGAACUGGACUAAAACUAAACUUCAAUGCAUGGCUACUUGUAGUAUCUGCUUUGGAUGGAAAUACAUAUCACUGUGGUGUUAUCCAUUUGUAGCUAAGCACAUCUGACGAUUUUUGACAAUCCAAACAAUGAAUCUGAAUGUGUCUACGUAUUACCUCCCCCGUAUGUGACAUUAGCCACCGCCUCCAGUGCAGUCACGUGUCACGGUGGAAUCCUGGUGGCAGCGUGUCAGAUUUAGCAUCGAAAUCACACGUAUUGAGAAAGCUUGAGGUCGAAAUCGAAAACUUGAGGGGUACAAGAGCCUGCUCAUAGAUCUGUGUGUACAAGACUUUAUGAAAGGCACCACCAAGUCGACAAUAACAACUAAGGAAAUGUUCUUGGUAUCGGAGAUGUAGCUGACGAGACAGCCUAAAAUAGUUGACUUAAGGAUGGAUUGUUUACUUCCCCUAGCUUGUUGAGUCCUAGCGAGGCUAAGCGAGAAAGUUGGAUUUUGCGAAUGACAGCCCUCGUCGCCUCAAACAUCCGAGAUCUCAUCCACAUUACAGAUGUCUUGAAUGCAGCUUUGAAAGUUCAAGCUCAAGUUUCUGCUACUUUCUUCCCUCUCAAGUGAAUACGAGCUCGUUGUCGUAAAGCACG